AUGCUCCAGACCUAUCGGGUGCUUUCCUCCCAGGCUGGCUCCUCUGCUGGGGGCUGGCAGAGGCUCCGCUUUGACAGUGGGGCCUUUCACCUCAAAGGCACAGGAGAGCUCACCAGAGCACUACUGGUGUUGCGGCUGUGUGCCUGGCCUUCUCUGGUCACCCACGGGCUGUCGCUUCAGGCCUGGUCUCAUCGACUCCUGGGCUCUCGGCUCUCGGGUGCCCUUCUCAGGGCAUCCAUCUAUGGGCAGUUUGUGGCUGGUGAGACUGUGGCAGAGGUGAGGAACUGUGUCCGGCAGCUUAAGCACCUAGGCCUGAGGCCCCUGCUGGCAGUGCCCACUGAGGAGGAGCCAGACUCAGCUGCCAAGACUGGUGAGGCGUGGUAUGAGGGGAACCUCAAUGCCAUGCUGCGGUGUGUGGACCUGUCGCGAGGUCUUCUGGAGACCCCUGGCCCGGCUGGGAACAUCCUCAUGCAGCUGAAGAUGACAGCGCUGACCAGCACCUGGCUCUGUAAGGAGCUAACCUCAUUGGUCAGGGACCCAAAGGCUUCCUUGGAGGUGAGCCCUGAGAAGCUGGCAGACGCCAUGGACUCUACACAGGACCUUCAAAUCUCCUGCCUCAAUGCAGAGCAAACCCGGCAUUUCCGGGCCUCUCUGAGCCGCUUGCACCGCGUAGUACAGUAUGCCCGGACCCAGCACGUGAGAGUCCUAGUGGAUGCUGAGUAUACCUCUCUGAACCCUGCACUCUCGCUGCUGGUGGCUGCCCUAGCUAUGCGCUGGAACAAGGAGGGCGGGCCUUGGGUUUGGAACACCUACCAGGCCUAUCUGAAGGACACACACGAGCGGCUGAGGCGGGAUGCUGAGGCUGCAGACAGGGCUGGCUUGGCCUUUGGAGUGAAGUUGGUACGAGGGGCUUACCUGGACAAGGAGAGAAAGGAAGCCCGGCUCCAAGGGACUGAAGAUCCCACCCAGCCUGACUAUGAGACCACCAAUCAGAGUUAUAACCGCUGUCUGGAGCUGAUGCUGACCCAUGUGUCCCGCCGUGGCCCUCUGUGCCAUCUCAUAGUGGCUUCCCACAAUGAGGAAUCUGUUCACCUGGCAACCAAGCGAAUGUGGGAGCUGGGCAUUCCUCUGGAUGGGCCUGUCUGUUUUGGACAACUUCUUGGGAUGUGUGACCAUGUCUCCCUUGCACUAGGACAGGCCGGCUAUGCUGUAUAUAAGUCCAUCCCCUAUGGCUCCCUGGAGGAGGUGAUCCCCUACUUGAUCCGGAGGGCCCAAGAGAACCGGAGCGUGCUGCAAGGUGCCCGCAGAGAACAGGAGCUGCUCGGCCAAGAGCUAAGGCGGAGGCUGCUGAGGAGGACCUGA
Chrysochloris asiatica (Cape golden mole) is the source of this 1362-nucleotide messenger RNA. It is a transcript of the gene PRODH2, whose product is annotated as proline dehydrogenase (oxidase) 2. The transcript has 10 exons. The coding region runs from base 1 to 1362 and encodes 453 amino acids. Gene Ontology annotation, molecular function: proline dehydrogenase activity; FAD binding. The record is from RefSeq and is a predicted model, not a curated record. Gene Ontology annotation, cellular component: mitochondrion. NCBI's taxonomy places the organism in Eukaryota, Metazoa, Chordata, Mammalia, Afrosoricida, Chrysochloridae.